AUGCUGACAGAGCUGCUGAGGAGAAUCCUGCUGUUGUUCCGUGCUGAUCACAGCUUAAGGGAUCCCCCACAAGAGCAGCUGGUUGAAGGAUACCUAGCAGUGUAUCCUGAUCACGAUCAGCACGAUCUUCCCGAAGAUCAGCUGGUCGAGGGUUAUGUAGUCCUGCCUGACUACCAGGAGGAUGGUCAACUGGCCACCUCCUCUGACCCAGAGCCUCAGGAAGAGAAUCAAGAAGAUGAUGAUUCUCCUUCAACAGACGAUGAGGACGAGGCAGGCAGUAAUGCAGAGUCUGACGACGUUGCCCAAGGGCAACCCGUCCCCAUGGUGGUGCAGGCUCCCCAGCCGCCCAUGGCGGUGCCACCGCAGGCUCCCCAGCCGCCCAUGGCGGUGCCACCGCAGGCUCCCCAGCCGCCCAUGGCGGUGCCACCGCAGGCUCCCCAGCCGCCCAUGGCGGAAACCCUUGCAGUAGAUGCGUGCAUCAUCACGGAUGUCGAUGGGCAAGGCAAGGGAGGCCUGGGCAUAUUUGAGCAUGUGCCAAUGAGCUCCUUGUCUUGUUUUCGUGUGGUUGAGCUGCAUGAAAAAGUAUCAUUAAUAAACCUAACUAACAUAAAAGACUCUCUGUCUGCAUCAGUGAGGUCCGCGACUCGCGAGCAGCAGAGAACUCGAGUGCUUGUUUCCCAUGUUCAAGAUCUUGCCCAGUUGUCCCGUGCCAUCCCGCCACGUCAACAGAGCCGAAGUCUUGAUGCCAACGCAUGUGAGGACUUGGGCUUGGCUGAGGCUGAGAAAGGACGCUUGGUCCUUACGGGGAUCUGGCUGGUGGAGGACUCUGCCUGA
This is a messenger RNA of Guillardia theta CCMP2712, 834 nucleotides long. RefSeq lists its product as hypothetical. Bases 1 to 834 code for a protein of 277 amino acids. NCBI's taxonomy places the organism in Eukaryota, Cryptophyceae, Pyrenomonadales, Geminigeraceae. The record is from RefSeq and is a predicted model, not a curated record. The transcript has 4 exons.